Molecule: messenger RNA, 612 nt
Organism: Parastagonospora nodorum SN15
Lineage: Eukaryota; Fungi; Ascomycota; Dothideomycetes; Pleosporales; Phaeosphaeriaceae
Exons: 4
Coding region: 1-612 (203 amino acids)
Source: RefSeq, a predicted model, not a curated record
AUGCCCGUACAGAAGUCGAAGUGCAUGAGCAAAGCGCGAAGUAUACGCAUCAUCAUCUCACCAUCAUCCGCUCCCUCAUUUAUUGGCGCAUCGGCGACAUUGACUCCCGUGUUCCCUUUGGUCAUUCGAAAUAGUCCAAGGGCCGCCUGUCUUGCCCGCGGAAGUUCCGAAGUUCGAAUAUCCCCUUUGUUCAAUUGGAACAGCCUAAGGCCGCCUAGAUUACUCGUCGAGUUUCGAUGUUCGGUGUUCGGCGUCCACGUCGUUGUCGCUCGUCCAACCCUGAUUGACCACCAACCACCAGCCACCACAUUUGACCAUCUCUCCUUCACCUUUUGGAAGUUGACCACCACUCCCACCUACAUCUCUCGCAAUAGAAUCUCCUGUUGGGGCCAUUGGCUUCCCUUCUGGGUUGUUCAACGGCCUCCUUCCGCUUCGCCUGGCUCGGUGAUCUCGCUCGAGAAGCUCAUGGUCAUCACGGAGAUCGCACAGCUUGUCGCCCCUCCACCAACGACCGUCACCGUCACCGUCGGCAUUACCCCGACCACCGCCUAUGGUUUGGUGGUCAUAUACAAUUAUGCUUUCAUGCGCUUUGGUCAAGAACCAUUUAGCUAA